Molecule: messenger RNA, 1397 nt
Organism: Choloepus didactylus (southern two-toed sloth)
Lineage: Eukaryota; Metazoa; Chordata; Mammalia; Pilosa; Megalonychidae
Gene: LDOC1
Product: LDOC1 regulator of NFKB signaling
Exons: 1
Coding region: 141-578 (145 amino acids)
Source: RefSeq, a predicted model, not a curated record
GCGCAGUCGCUUGGACCCCCGGUGCGCGCCGCCCUCCGCCUCUACCGGCCGCGCGCCUCGGCUGACACGCACUUCCUGCGAGGCCUCCGUGCGGACCUUGGCUGAGCAGAACCGAGUUGAGCCCCUGUGAGCUUUUCGCUAUGGUGGACGAGCUGGUGUUGCUGCUGAACGCCCUCCUGAUGCGGCAUCGUGCGCUGAGCAUCGAGAACAGCCAGCUCAUGGAACAGCUGCGGCUGCUUGUGUGCGAGAGAGCCAGCCUGCUGCGCCAGGUACGUCCGCCGAGCUGCCCGGUGCCCUUCCCCGAGACGUUUAACGGCGACAGCGCCCGGCUUCCCGAGUUUAUCGUGCAGACAGCGUCUUACAUGCUUGUGAAUGAGAACCGGUUCUGCAAUGACGCCAUGAAGGUGGCAUUCCUAAUCAGCCUCCUCACCGGGGAAGCCCAGGAGUGGGUGGUUCCCUACAUCGAGAUGGAUAGCCCCAUCCUCGGUGAUUACCGGGCCUUCCUCGAUGAGAUGAAGCAGUGUUUUGGCUGGGAUGACGACGAAGACUACGACGACGACUACGACGACGGUUACUAGGCCCGGAGACCCUAGGGCCUAGGGGGGUAGGGCCCUGCACGUCGCCACCCUCCUCCUCCUCCUCUCCCUCACCUCCUCCGGUCUCCUUGCCAGCCACCGCACUCCUCCUCUCCCUCUGGCCCUCUUCCCUCCCUCUGCCUUCUGAUUCUCUCCCCAAUCCCCCCGUAGUGCUUGCCUUUGUUCAAAACAGUGCUCCAGUUACCUGCUGCUCUGAAGCGUGCCACCUGCCUUCCACUCUGGCCAGCCCCAGGACCCCUCCCCUGCGAAUAUGGACUGUGUCCUGAGCCCCAGCUGUAGGCCAGGUCCCUGUGACCAGUUGGACAGACCACCCACAGCCCUCCUGCUGCUGCAAGGCCUGCGUCUACCCAGAGACCUACGCUGCCACUUCACCACGGCACAUCACAUCCGGACAGACCACCACCUUUGGAGAUAAGGACCAACCUCUAAGCUGCCUGAGUUGACUACAGCUCCUUGGACAUUUAUUUGGACAGCUCACCAACCCCUGAAGGGGCCAGUCUUUCAGCCUGAUUCGUUUCCUACCUACUCCCAUGAUCCUCCCCUGCCCCACCAGAUGGCUGCAGGGGCCUGGUACACCUGGCAGCAGCAAAUUGUGACAUUUCUUUCCUUCUAUGCACCCAGUUUCACACAGUUGUCAUUUUUCUUCCAAAAUUGCAGCAGUUGCUCCCACAGAUACGUGUGUUUGGACAAAAAAAAUUCUAAGAACAAACCAAAUGAACAAAAACAGGCACUCAUCCCAGUUCCUCAAUGUUGCCUGGGAAAAACAUUUGCAUUCUUUUCAAUAAAUAUCUAGCACUACUA